Messenger RNA from Pseudogymnoascus destructans, 1921 nucleotides. RefSeq lists its product as uncharacterized. Lineage: Eukaryota; Fungi; Ascomycota; Leotiomycetes; Thelebolales; Thelebolaceae. The coding region runs from base 72 to 1604 and encodes 510 amino acids. Gene Ontology annotation, biological process: lipid storage; triglyceride biosynthetic process. Gene Ontology annotation, cellular component: perinuclear endoplasmic reticulum; cytoplasm. Gene Ontology annotation, molecular function: phospholipid:diacylglycerol acyltransferase activity. The transcript has 2 exons. The record is from RefSeq and is a predicted model, not a curated record.
AACGGCGCCGCCCGGCCAGUUGUUUUACGCUCGUUCUCGAUCGUGGAAAAGCAGCCGCUCAGUUGUGAAACAUGGCGUCUUCGGUCCGGAAGCGGGCGGCGAAGGAUGGCGCUCGGUCAGGGACUUCUGCAGCGCCAGAAGGCGCGAAGGUCUCGCUAUCAGCGGAAAACAGCGAGAACUCGGAGGAGUUGACGCUGGUGCCAAAGCCAGCCAUUAAACAUCUCACCAAACACAGCAAGCUGAAGGGCAGGAAGAGGAGGGGAGGCUUUGUCUUCUUCCUGGGUGGGAUUUUUGGUAUUCUGGUGGCGGGCUUCUUUGCGCAGAAGAAUGAUCUCUUCGAGCUGCCGGAGUUCGUGGAUCUGAUUUCGGACCUGAAUAUUAGUGGCUUGAUGGAGGUGCUUCCGGCGGGCUUUCUCCAGGAAGCAAGGGAAUUGAAGGGCGGAGAGCGUGAUGCUCUGAAAUACGAUGCCUUCUCUGUCGGUCUAAAACUGGCCGCAGAAGGCCUCAAAGCGACCCAUCCCGUUGUUAUGAUACCGGGUGUUAUAUCAUCAGGCCUCGAGUCUUGGGGAACGUCAAAUGUGUCACGACCAUACUUUCGGAAGCGACUAUGGGGCAGUUGGACUAUGAUGCGCGCGCUGGUAGUUGACAAGGAGGAAUGGAAGAGGCAUAUCAUGCUGGACAAAUACACCGGUCUUGACCCUCCUGGCGUCAAAGUCCGCGCAGCUCAAGGUUUCGAUGCAACCGAUUUCUUUAUCACGGGCUACUGGAUCUGGAGCAAGAUUCUUGAGAAUCUGGCAUCGAUCGGCUAUGAUCCAACAAACAGCUACACUGCAUCCUACGACUGGCGCCUCUCCUAUUCCAACCUCGAGGCUCGCGAUCAAUAUUUCACGCGUCUAAAGCUACACAUCGAGAUGGCUCAUCGCGUCCAAAAUAAAAAGAUUGUGCUCGUCAGUCAUAGCAUGGGCGGACAAGUCAUGUUCUACUUCUUCCACUGGGUGGCCUCACCACUUGGCGGAAACGGCGGCGAUAGCUGGGUAGAUGAUCACGUUGAUUCCUGGAUCAACGUGAGUGGGUGUAUGCUGGGUGCUCUGAAGGGGCUCCCCGCCGUACUUUCCGGCGAGAUGAAGGAUACAGCCCAACUAAACGUCUUCGCCGUAUACGGACUCGAGCGCUUCCUCAGCCGCGAAGAGCGCGUCGAGAUCUUCCGCGCUAUGCCGGGAAUCUCAUCCAUGCUGCCCAUGGGCGGAGAGGCCGUCUGGGGGAACUCGACGUGGGCUCCCGACGACCAACCCGGACAGGAGGUAAGCUUUGGACCAUUUCUGAAUUUCAAGGAUAACAACAUCACGCAUCCGGCGCGCAACCUCACAGUCACGGAGAGCUUGGAGUUUUUAAUGAACACGACAGAGCCGUGGUACCAGGAUGCAGUUAAGGGGAGCUAUUCGCACGGGGUGGCGCACUCGAAGGCAGAGGUCGAUGCGAACGAGAAGGACCCGCGGAAGUGGGUGAACCCGCUCGAGACGCGGCUACCGCUCGCUCCGAACCUGAAGAUCUUCUGCUUCUACGGUAACUAUUCUAGCCCCGGCGUGUUGGAUGUUGUUGGCUGACGCGGCGCGGCACGGCGUUGAUUUGAUGCAUUGACUAACUGGCGCGCAACAGGCACUGGCAAACCGACCGAGCGAUCAUACUUCUACCAUGAUACUUCGGCUCACCCGGGCCUUAAUGUUACGAUUGACACGGCGAUCAACGAGGGCAACAUCGACCAUGGGAUUGUGCUGUCCGAGGGCGACGGGACCGUGAACCUCCUAUCCAUGGGCUACAUGUGCAACAAGGGGUGGAAGAUGAAGCGGUACAAUCGCGCGGGGACGAAGAUCGUAGUCCGCGAGAUGGCGCACGAGCCGGACCGGUUCAGCCCGCGCGGUGG